CUGCAGCAAACCUCACAGGAAAGAGACGAGACUUGAGGAACGAGCGGCUCCCUGCUGCUCUUGCUAGCGCUGGUCGUCUGACUGACUGAAGACAGAGUGUCACCUCAACUUUAUCUCUGACUAUCUCUUUCAGGACGUGUGUGAAUUGGCCCAGUUUGCAGGAUGGUGCAGCUGCACCUGAAGCGUGGGGAUGAGAGCCAGUUUCUGCUCAGCACCACUGUGGAUGUUCCUCUGGAGAGCCUCAUCCAGCAAAUUACUGCCAUCUACAACGGGAGACUCAAAAUUGACAGAAUAUGUGCAGAGAUCCCAGAGCUGGCAGAUCACGGGGUCACGCUGCCUCCCAACAUGCAGGGCCUGACGGACGACCAGAUCGAGGAGCUGAAACUGAAGGACGAGUGGGAAGAGAAGUGUGUGCCCAGUGGAGGAGCAGUGUUUAAGAAGGAUGAGAUCGGAAGGAGGAAUGGACAUGCGCCAAGUGACAAAAUGAAAGAAGUGUUGAUGAAAACCGUGGAAGAGGCAAAAGUACUGAUUUCAAAAAAACAAGUGCAGGCCAAUGUUUGUGUCACCAUGGAGAUGGUGAAGGAGGCCCUGGACCAGCUGAGAGGGGCGGUCAUGAUUGUCUACCCCAUGGGACUGCCUCCUCACGACCCAAUCAGGAUGGAGUUUGAGGACCGGGAAGACCUCUCUCAAACACAGGCUUCUCUGCAGGUGAUCACGGAGGACGAGUGCCAGCUAUGGUGGGCUGCCAAGGAGAUGCAGAGAGGAAAAAAACUGCAAGACUAUAUUGGCAAAAAUGAGAAGACCAAGCUUGUGGUCAAAAUCCAAAAGAAAGGCCAGGGGGCGCCAGCAAGAGAGCCUCUGGUUACUGAGGAGCAGCAGAAACAAAUGAUGAUGCAUUACUACAGAAAACAGGAGGAGCUGAAGAAACUGGAGGAGGCAGAUGAUGACAGCCACCUGGACUCAGAGUGGUCCGACAGGCAGGCCCUCAAAAGACAGUUUCAGGGUCUCACCAACAUCAAAUGGGGGCCCAGAUAGAGACCAGGAGCCGCUGUCCUCCGCUGAAUCUGCUCUACCACAGCUCUGUGUGCAGUUAGCUGUGCCUUAUGCCGGUGGCCUGCUCUGUUCAAGGUUCCUCUCAGAAACUGUGUGAAUCUUAAGUCACUGCUUGUGGUUAUUUGUGGUUACCUGAGAUAAAAUGUGACAAAGAUGUUUGGACACACUUUAUUGUGAAGAAGGUGAUGUCAAACUAAGGUUAAUUUUAUGAGCCCAGUUUAUUUAAACUUGAAUCUGUGCCCUGUUGUACAUUACGCAUGUUCUUUAGCCUCCCACAUUGUACAGUUAAUUUUUUUAUUAAAGCUGUGCAAACAUAAAAUGUAAAAACUAUUACUUAUCAAACUUGAGUAAA
Messenger RNA from Myripristis murdjan (pinecone soldierfish), 1405 nucleotides. It is a transcript of the gene cfap298, whose product is annotated as cilia and flagella associated protein 298. The transcript is spliced from 8 exons. Lineage: Eukaryota; Metazoa; Chordata; Actinopteri; Holocentriformes; Holocentridae. The record is from RefSeq and is a predicted model, not a curated record. Bases 163 to 1035 code for a protein of 290 amino acids. Gene Ontology annotation, biological process: regulation of cilium movement.